UGAAAUUUCUUGCUCAAAUGAGUCAUGACAGUCCUGCGUGUGAGUCUGCCCUUUCCCCGUGUCGUGGCGGUGGUUGUCGGCUGCAAGUAAACAUUGAGAGGUAUCUGUGAAGCGUGACGAGUGAGUGGAAGACCCCAACAAACCCCCAAGAAGAAGAAUACCAGCACCAUGGCUACCUUUGAUGCUACUGGGAUGAGCGAACAGAUUCAGGCUGAGAUGCAGGUGAAACAGUUCCGGGACUUCCUGGUGCAAUACAACAAACUGAGUGAGAGCUGCUUCAAUGCUUGUGUGUGGGACUUCACCUCUCGCAGCGUCAGAGCAAAUGAGGAGAACUGUACGCAGAACUGUGUCGAGAAGUACACCAAGGUGACACAGCGCAUCUCAGAGAGAUUCCAGGAACUUCAAAUGCUUAGUAAUGAAAAUGCAGCUUCAGCAGCCCAAAAGUUGGGAAAAUUACCUACAACAUAAUAUUUGUAUUUUAUUUAUUAAAUGUAUUGUACAACAA
Molecule: messenger RNA, 505 nt
Organism: Portunus trituberculatus (swimming crab)
Lineage: Eukaryota; Metazoa; Arthropoda; Malacostraca; Decapoda; Portunidae
Gene: Tim9a
Product: mitochondrial import inner membrane translocase subunit Tim9-like
Exons: 3
Coding region: 169-468 (99 amino acids)
Source: RefSeq, a predicted model, not a curated record